UUCAGGCUCCUGUUGACUGAAAUGGAGAUGAUCCACCCUCUGGUCAUUGAGUUGCGAGAAUAUUUAAAUAUGAUUCGGUUAAAGCAGUGGAGACUUAUGUAAGACAUGGAUAGAUGCAAACAUGUUGGGCGGCUACGACUCGCCCAGGACCAUUCUAUUCUGAACCCCCAGAAGUGGCACUGCAUGGACUGCAACACCACAGAAUCCAUUUGGGCUUGCCUGAAAUGCUCCCAUGUGGCCUGUGGAAGAUAUAUCGAAGACCAUGCACUUAAACACUUUGAAGAGACCAGGCAUCCUUUGGCUAUGGAAGUUAAUGAUCUCUAUGUGUUUUGUUACCUUUGUGAAGACUAUGUAUUGAAUGAUAAUCCCGAGGGUGACUUGAAAUUACUUAGGAGCUCUCUGUCUGCAAUUAAAAGUCAGAAGCAUGAUCCAUCAGCAAGAAGUGGUAGGACAUUGCGGUCAAUGGCUUUGGGUGAGGAUGUUUGCAGCCAUCAGAGGGCCCCUCAGGGACAGCCGCAGAUGCUUACAGCUCUCUGGUACAGACGGCAGUCAUUGUUAGCGAAAGCACUGCGGACUUGGUUUGAUAAGAGUUCUAGAGGUCAGCUAAAACUAGAACAAAAGAAGCAAAUGGAAGAAUUGGAGAGGAAGAAGGAAGUAGCUAGGCAGCGGCGUCAGGAGAUGAAGCGGAGGUUGUUGGAGGAAUUGGCAAACACUCCUCCAAGAAAGAGUGCUAGGCUUUUGUCGCACAUUCGCAGAGAGAAUCUGAUUCCUCGGAAAUUCAGAGAUAUGGAAGCAAGUUCCCCUACCUCAAGAAGAGUGCAGAGUAGCAAAUUUAAACAGUUCUAUUCCAUCCGUCGUAAGCCCCUCAUGACUCCUGGUGUGACUGGACUAAAGAACCUAGGAAAUACAUGCUAUAUGAACUCUAUCCUUCAAGUAUUAAGUCACCUCCAGAAGUUCAGAGAAUGUUUUUUGACGCUGGACCUUUGUGAAACUGAGGAACUCUUAGCUAAGACAGUGAAUGGAAAAUCUAGAAUGUCUGGAAAGCUGGUCUGUGGGCCUGCUCCUACUGAGUCAGGGAGGAAUGAUCAACUAGGAUCAUAUGGCAGGCAGAGCUUGCCAGCUGGCUUAAAUGGCGGGUCCUCAAUAAGCAAAAGUUUAGAACUAAUACAACCCAAGGAGCCAAGUUCAAAGCACAUCUCUCUUUGUCAUGAACUUCAUACACUCUUCAGAGUCAUGUGGUCAGGGAAGUGGGCCUCAGUUUCUCCCUUUGCUAUGCUGCACUCUGUGUGGAGUCUGAUUCCAGCAUUUCGAGGUUAUGACCAGCAAGAUGCUCAGGAAUUUCUCUGUGAAUUGUUGGACAAAGUGCAGCAGGAGCUUGAAUCUGAAGGAACAAAACGCAGGAUCCUCAUCCCUUUUUCUCAGAGGAAGCUCACCAAGCAGGUCCUGAAGGUGGUAAAUACCAUUUUUCAUGGGCAGCUACUCAGUCAGGUCACCUGUAUAACAUGUAACUAUAAAUCCAACACUGUGGAGCCCUUCUGGGAUCUUUCCCUGGAAUUUCCUGAACGUUAUCACUCCAUCAACAAAGGGAUUAUCCCUGUUAAUCAGACAGAGUGCAAGCUGACUGAAAUGUUGGCCAAAUUCACAGAAACAGAAGCUUUGGAAGGGAGGAUAUAUGCAUGUGACCAGUGUAACAGCAAACGACGGAAGUCUUCUCCAAAACCUCUUAUUCUAAGUGAAGCUAAGAAGCAGUUAAUGAUUUACAGACUACCUCAGGUCCUCCGGCUGCACCUUAAACGAUUCAGGUGGUCUGGACGUAAUCACCGUGAGAAGAUUGGGGUCCAUGUCCUCUUUGACCAGGUAUUAAACAUGGAACCUUACUGCUGCAGGGACACUCUCUCCUCUCUUGACAAAGAGACCUUUGUCUAUGACCUCUCGGCUGUGGUGAUGCAUCAUGGGAAAGGGUUUGGCUCAGGACAUUACACGGCAUAUUGCUACAACACAGAGGGAGGGUUUUGGGUCCACUGCAAUGACUCCAAACUGAAUGUAUGUAGCGUGGAGGAGGUAUGCAAAACCCAGGCCUACAUUCUUUUUUAUACUCAAAGAACUGUGCAGGGCAAAGCAAGUAUCUCAGAAACACAUCUUCAAGCUCAGGUGCCGUCCAAACUCAACGAUAAAGACAGAAGACUGACACUCCCCUGAACAGAAGCAUUACUGUCUGAAUCAGCUGGUUCAUUUUUAAGCCUUUGGAGUUCACUCAUCUUGGCAGGAACAAAUACUGCUGCAGGAAUUAUUUGGAUCCACAGUCUCAAAAAGUGGGCCUCUUACUGUGUGCAACUCUGUUCUAUGAGAUUGUAGCAGAACGUCAUUUAAAAAAAAAAAAAGACGAUGUAUUUGUAAACCCCUUCCUCUUCUAAACAAAGCAAAGAGUUACAGCCUCUAUGUCUUGGACCAUCUAUCAUCCUUCAAAGAUAAAUCUAAUGUGGCAUGAAAAAAUAGGGGAAUCCAUUCCUCUGUAUACAGCCAGGAUACAAAGCCAUCAAACUGGCCAUAUAUGUAAAUUCCUCCAGAAGAAUGAACAGGUACAGUAGAAUCCCAUUUAAUCCUUGCUCUCUUGUUGAGAUGAACAGUUAUUACAUCUCUGGGUGUAAAUAACUUGCCCAAUGAUACUGUCUUUCUAUUCCACCGUAAGUUGAGUACAUGGAGUUGUACUGUACCAAACUUCCCUAAGCUCUUUUACACUAGGAAAAUGUAGUCUUAUUUUGUUACCCCCUACUGUCAUUCCAGUUUGUUGAAACAUAUGAAGUCUGAAAUUAUUUUGGAGAAUUAAGAAUAUGCAGUUUAGGUUUAUGCUAAAAAUUACAGAAACAACAAGUGCUGAAAAUGACACAAAUGAGCUUGAAUUUACUCAAUUCACAUGUAAUAAUUGCAGCAAUUUAUGCAGAAGCUAGGACUUUCAAAGCUUUCUACUAUGCUUUCAUUGCCAGCUAUCACUUGAUGAGGACCCCAUGAAUUAACUGGUCAGGUGAAUCCAUUUGUUUUCAAAGUUGGGGAAUUAUUACUCUUUUUUUCAUCUGCUGCUAUCAUAUCAGCUCUUGGUCAAAUGCUUAAUAACUUCUCAUGUGCUGAAAAGAAUGAUUGGGGAUGUAGGAGUAAU
Molecule: messenger RNA, 3154 nt
Organism: Eublepharis macularius
Lineage: Eukaryota; Metazoa; Chordata; Lepidosauria; Squamata; Eublepharidae
Gene: USP49
Product: ubiquitin specific peptidase 49
Exons: 6
Coding region: 106-2199 (697 amino acids)
Biological process (GO): protein deubiquitination
Cellular component (GO): cytoplasm
Molecular function (GO): zinc ion binding; cysteine-type deubiquitinase activity
Source: RefSeq, a predicted model, not a curated record